Messenger RNA from Styela clava, 4802 nucleotides. NCBI's taxonomy places the organism in Eukaryota, Metazoa, Chordata, Ascidiacea, Stolidobranchia, Styelidae. The record is from RefSeq and is a predicted model, not a curated record.
UAAGGAUUUAAAUGGCGGAUCAGUGUCAAGAUCAAUCAUCGAUUCCAAGUAUUACGGAGACGAACAUAACUGACUCUCACAUUCAAGAAGUUCCAGCUGAGCAGAUUCAUGAAGUUCAUGCUGAGAAGGUCGAGCAGAAUGUAACAAACAUUGAUGAGACAAGCAUAACUGACUCCCAUAUUCAAGAAGUUCGAGCUGAGCAGAUUCAUGAAGUUCAUGCUGACAAGGUCGUGCAGAAUGUUACGAACAUUGAUGAGACAAACAUAACUGACUCUUACAUUCAAGAAGUUCGAGCAGAGCAGAUUCACGAAGUUCAUGCUGAGAAGGUCGUGCAGAAUGUAACAAAUAUUGAUGAGACAAGCAUAACUGACUCCCAUAUUCAAGAAGUUCGAGCUGAGCAGAUUCAUGAAGUUCAUGCUGACAAGGUCGUGCAGAAUGUUACGAACAUUGAUGAGACAAGCAUAACUGACUCCCAUAUUCAAGAAGUUCGAGCUGAGCAAAUUCAUGAAGUUCAUGCUGACAAGGUCGUGCAGAAUGUUACGAACAUUGAUGAGACAAGCAUAACUGACUCCCAUAUUCAAGAAGUUCGAGCUGAGCAAAUUCAUGAAGUUCAUGCUGACAAGGUCGUGCAGAAUGUUACGAACAUUGAUGAGACAAGCAUAACUGACUCCCAUAUUCAAGAAGUUCGAGCUGAGCAGAUUCAUGAAGUUCAUGCUGACAAAGUCGUGCAGAAUGUUACGAACAUUGAUGAGACAAGCAUAACUGACUCCCAUAUUCAAGAAGUUCGAGCUGAGCAGAUUCAUGAAGUUCAUGCUGACAAGGUCGUGCAGAAUGUUACGAACAUUGAUGAGACAAGCAUAACUGACUCCCAUAUUCAAGAAGUUCGAGCUGAGCAGAUUCAUGAGGUUCAUGCUGACAAGGUCGUGCAGAAUGUUACGACCAUUGAUGAGACAAGCAUAACUGACUCCCAUAUUCAAGAAGUUCGAGCUGAGCAGAUUCAUGAAGUUCAUGCUGACAAGGUCGUGCAGAAUGUUACGAACAUUGAUGAGACAAGCAUAACUGACUCCCAUAUUCAAGAAGUUCGAGCUGAACAGAUUCAUGAAGUUCAUGCUGACAAGGUCGUGCAGAAUGUUACGAACAUAGAUGAGACAAGCAUAACUGGCUCCCAUAUUCAAGAAGUUCGAGCUGAGCAGAUUCAUGAGGUUCAUGCUGACAAGGUCGUGCAGAAUGUUACGAACAUUGAUGAGACGAGCAUAACUGACUCUAACAUUCAAAAAGUUCGAGCUGAGAAGAUUCAUGAAGUUCAUGCUGAAAAGGUCGUGCAGAAUGUAACAAAUGAAACAUUCAUCAACAAGCCCAAGGAAGUGUAUGUAAAGCAUAAAGUUGUUAAAAAUGUAUACAUUUUCCAAGCUCAUGACCAACCAUGUUCAAGUCUCUCAUCGCCCACACAGCAAAGGCCGACUGAAGCAGGUGCUCAACCAAAUAAAGCUCCUGACCCUGCAUAUAAAGGAGAUUCAUUGCCCCCUCCAUCAGACCAACCAACUUCAAGUCUCUCAUCACCCGCACAGCAAACGCCGACUGAAUCUGGUGCUCAAGCAAAUACAGCUCAUGACCCUGUAUAUAAAGGUGAUCGCACAUCAUCAGGAGUUCUCGAGAAAGUCUCUCGCAAAAUACAUAAAGGUCCGCGUGUAAAAAAGUUCAUUGAUUAUUUCAACAUGAGGACAUGGAAAGAAACUGAAGUCAAAGUUACAGAAAGCUACAAAGAGCAAGAUCUCAAUGAGCCUGAUUUCGAGGUCCAUCCUAAAUUAAAGAAAGUUCCAAACUUCUAUAGAGGCCAAAUGGCAGCAGAGUACAAAAAAGAAAAGGGAUUUGCUGUAACGGAGGGAUCUGAAGAACUUGGUCAGUUGAUCACUAUUAAAAAACUUAGCGAACAGCUUAGUGAUGAAAGCAGCAAUUACAUUGCAAUCACUGGUCAAGCUGGAAGUGGCAAAACGACAAUUAUGAAACGCGUGUCUCGAAGCGUUGUUGUUGCAAAUGAAUUGGUGAAGAAAGCUAGAAAAGCAAGAGGAACAUUCAAUCGAUUGUUCCGCAAGAAAAAACGUCAAUUUAGAUUUGUUCAUCACUUUGGUUUUAAAGAUAUGCCGGUUUCCAAUGCUACAAGACCAGAAGAAGCACUGAGCCCCUGCGAUUUGCUUUUUGGGAAGAUUGCACCUGGGUUUAAAAAUCUAGAGGUAGAAGAAGGAUAUGAAUGGGUUAUUGAGCAUGAUUACGAGUGUAUUUUCUUUUUUGAUGGUUUAGAUCAAGCUAUGUGGGAUCUUCAUGAAAACCAUAACAAGAUGAAUUAUUUUGACAAGUCAAGUACCGCUACAAUUAUGUACAAUAUUUUAACAAAAAAUCUUUUCCCCAGAGCAAAAAUUGUUAUUUCAUCACGUGAACACAAAAUUGCAUCCUUGCCUUUGGAAUUACGGCCGCCAUUCAUAAUCGCCCUCGCUGGUCUAGAUCCUGAAGACAUCAAAAAGUUAUUCAUCUCAGUUUUAGAUGAGACAGGUGAAGAAUCCUGGAAUAAGUUAACAGUUCAAUCCCCAUCACUCAUCCAGUUCUCGAGCGUACCAUUAUUCUUGCUUCUUAAUGCGAUAGUGCACAAGUUCAACCCUGCAAAUCCACCCGAUACGAUGACAGAUGUAAUGAUACAAAUACUCCAUAUUUUUAUGCGAUCCGAUCAUGCUCAGGAAAGAGGAAACAUAAAGAAAAAUAUUCAUAAAUUAAUGGAAAUGUCCUUCGAAGGCACAAAAGAAAAGCGAGUAAUUUUUACUAUCGAUGAUCUCAAAAAGGUAGGUCUUCAUUCAGACGAGAUCCGCGAUCUUAUCAUAAAAGUGCCGGGACAUACCAUGCUAAGUCAACAUCUCAUGGAAGGCGACAAUUUGAUGUUCUUCAGUCACCAAAUCCUUCAAGAAACUCUAGCCAGUCUAUUCAUCGCCAACAUGGAUCUUGCCACUUUCCAAUCAUUUAUCACUGAAGAGAUUCACAAUGAUCACUGGUCUGUUGUUCUGCGUCUCCUGUGUGGAAUUAUUUUCAAUCAAGAUAUCAAAACUGAAUUCCUGAAAGAUCUUACAACUGUGAUCGACCGAGAAGAGAAGAAAGAAUUACUUAGAGAAAGCCUCAAGAAUAAAUUGAGUCAAUGUACGAGAUCCUAUCAAAAGUUGGAGUUGUUCGGUGCCUUGUAUGAGGCCAAUGAUGCCGAACUCAUUCAAUCCCAUGUGCGAGAAAUCAACUUCGAAAAUGAGUCUUUCAAUGCUGCGGGAAUGUACGCAAUGUCAUCGGUUAUGCGACGUUGUGGUCACCUUGAGCAGUUUCAUCUUGUUAAAUGUGACCUCAAUGCCGAGUUGAUGAAAUGCUUGGAGUUGAAUUUGAAAGGGUCUGGAGUGAAGGUAUCUAAGAUAGAUAUCAGUGACAAUCAAAUGAAUGAAGAAGCUUUCAAAAGUCUUGGUUCUGCUUUGGCAAGUAUUGAUGGAAAUGAAAUGGAACUCAAACUUCAAAUGUGCGAACUCACCAAAGAGAAAAUUGAUGCACUGGGAAGGAAUUCGGGAUUAAAGAUUCACACUCUCGAUGUUCGAAACAACUCCGAGAUCACAUCCGAUUUAUUUCUUGCAAUUGCUAAAGUUGCAACUCGAAGUGAAGUCAAGAAUCUUCUGACAGAUCCAUGUGAAGUGUUACAUCUAACUACAGAUCAGCUGAUGGAAUUGAGCAAAUGGAAAACUUGUGGAAAGAUUCACACUCUCGAUGUUCGAAACAACUCCGAGAUCACAUCCGAUUUAUUUCUUGCAAUUGCUAAAGUUGCAACUCGAAGUGAAGUCAAGAAUCUUCUGACAGAUCCAUGUGAAGUGUUACAUCUAACUACAGAUCAGCUGAUGGAAUUGAGCAAAUGGAAAACUUGUGGAAAGAUUCACACUCUCGAUGUUCGAAACAACUCAAAGAUUACUUCCGAUCUAUUUCUUGCAAUCGCUAAAGUUGCAACUCGAAGUGAAGUCGAGAAUCUUCUGACAGAUCCAUGUGAAGAAUUACAUCUAAAUUCAGAGCAGCUGAUGGAAUUGGGCAAAUGGAAAACUUGUGGAAAGUUGGAUAAACUAGUUGUCAAUGAAAACAAGGAUCUUGGCACUGCUGGUUGGAGUGAAGUUGGAUUAGUUGUUACACAAUGUCAGGUGAAGGCAUUGGAGGCUAGGUAUUGCAAUCUAACGGCAGAAGGAAUGAAAGCAUUUAAGGAAAACACUCGCAAUGCAAAGUUGGAUUUACUAGAUAUCAGUGGAAACGAGUUUCUUGGCACUGCUGGUUGGGGUGAAGUUGGAUUAGUUGUUACACAAUGUCAGGUGAAGACAUUGGUGGCUCGGUUUUGCAAUCUGACAGCAGAAGGAAUGGAAGCAUUAAAGGAAAACACUCGCAAUGCAAAGUUGGAUAAACUAGAUGUCCGUGGCAACAGGAACCUUCGCACUGCUGGUUGGGGUGAAGUUGGAUUAGUUGUUACACAAUGUCAGGUGAAGGCAUUAGAGGCUCGGUAUUGCAAUCUGACAGCAGAAGGAUUGGAAGCAUUCAAGGAAAACACUCGCAAUGCAAGGAUUGAAUUCUUGGAUCUGAGUGGGAACCAAGUAAGCAAAUUCGGAAAUGAAGGAUUAUUUACAAUCAGUGAAAUUGUUCUUCAAUGUCAGGUUGAAACAUUGCAUAUGCGGAUAUGCGGCUUCAAUGAGGAUCUGUUGAAAAGGUUCAAAGCAUUGAUUGCUGAUACCGGGGUUGAGUUCGCAAGCAACUAG